Messenger RNA from Protopterus annectens (West African lungfish), 4955 nucleotides. It is a transcript of the gene LRIG1, whose product is annotated as leucine rich repeats and immunoglobulin like domains 1. Gene Ontology annotation, molecular function: protein binding. The record is from RefSeq and is a predicted model, not a curated record. Lineage: Eukaryota; Metazoa; Chordata; Ceratodontiformes; Protopteridae.
AUGUGGGUGGUGCGUUAUUGUUGUAAUGCAUCCAACGUGGGUUUUGGGACAAAUCUCUUGAAAAGUCUAUGCAAAUUUAAAAGUGAUAACUAGAUUGGAAUUGAAAAGCAAUAAACAGUACUGAUUGUGUUGAUUACAGCAGAAACUGAUUUAUGUAAGAGCUGGAGUGCAGCAUUACUGGAUUAUGAGUAACUGAUUUCUGGGAGAAAACUGUGUGUUUGUUAAAACGCAAGUUGUUGGAUCCAGGCAAGAACCAGGACUUCUGAUUUAUUUGUAAGAGGGCUGGAAUACUACCGAUAUAGUGCGGAUCGCCCAGAGGGCCCCUGACGCGUGUACUUCAUCACUGGCGAGUGUCACUGAAAUCAGCAUUUGCACCGGCUAAUCGUCCAAGGCUUCUGAACGAAUAGCAUCGUUUAGAGACUUAUGUAGCGAAAGAAAUCAGCCACUGAGCUCAUAGAGUUUGGACCGAGAACAGAAAUCUAUUUUACAGUAAAAUAUAACCCUCAUCACCGAUUAUUGUCGAGGUUGCUUUGGAGAUAGUUACACGUUUGAUGUGGCUGGCACAAAGUAAAUCGCUCUCCAGUUUAUCAACUGUUUUCACUGCUGAUCGGUCCACUCCCCGAUCUGUUUACCUGUAAAUAGUCCUAAGGUACUCUAACCUGGUUGGGAUUUCAGUCAUGCAGUGUUUACAUCAUGGAUUUAAGUUACCACUAACAACCCUAUAAGGCUGAUAAAGGACCAAGGCGGAUCACAUUUUUCUAAGCAUUCUUGUUGUUUUUAAGAGCUGAAUUCUUUCCCCGGUGACUUGUUCAGCUAUCUACAGACUUGUGGAUACAAAAUGGCGGCCCCGCUCCGGCUUUGGUUGUUCUGUCAGUGGUGGCUGUUUGUGCUGGUGUUUAUUCUGGCGGUGGUCUCUCCCGUUCACGCGUGCCUACCUAAUUGUACGUGUAGCCCUGGGGAACUGGAGGUGGAUUGCAGCAAGGCGGGCUUAGUGUUGGUUCCUCGUGACUUACCGGCUACGGUGGUGCGUCUAAACCUGAGCUACAAUCUGCUGACAUCCAUUGAUCCAUCUCUCUUUACAGAGCUGACUAACCUAAGUGAAGUAUAUCUGGGGCACAAUGAGCUCAUUUCUGUGCCUUCACUUGGACCUCUCUCUUCAAGUAUCACUGUACUUAAACUGCAUCAUAACCAGAUCCAAAGCAUUAAUGGAAGCUUGCUGAAACUGUACACUUCCUUACAAGUUCUAGAUCUGAAUUCAAAUGAUCUCACAGAAGUAAGAAGCACUUAUUUUCCACCUGGACUACGCAUUAAAGAGUUGUAUCUGGGCAGUAACAAAAUUAGUAUUUUGGAGCAUGGUGCUUUCAAUAGCCUUGCUAGAUCUCUGCAAGUGCUUCGUCUGAGCAAAAAUCGAAUUGCCCACCUUCCUGUCAAAGCAUUCACCUUGCCCAGGCUAACACAACUGAGUCUUUCCUACAACAACCUUGUACGAUUGGAUAAAGGGAGCCUAGCUGGCCUGAGUAGCCUACAUACCCUCCGAAUGAGCCACAAUUCUUUAAGCCACAUUGCAGAAGGAGCUUUUAGAGGCCUGAAAGCUCUACGAAAUCUCGAACUGGACCAUAAUGAGAUCUCUGGUGCAAUAGAAGAUACCAGUGGAGCCUUUGCUGGCCUGGACAAUCUGAAUAAGCUAAUGCUGUUUGGAAAUAAGAUCAAGUCGGUGGCCAGGAAAGCAUUCUCAGGCUUGGAGGCCCUGGAGCACCUAAACCUGGGAAAUAAUGCAAUAAGGUCUAUCCACCCUGAUGCAUUUACAAGAAUGAAGAAAAUGAAAGAGCUCUACAUGAAUAGUGAUGGCUUCCUCUGUGACUGCCAGUUGAAGUGGUUACCACAAUGGCUAGCUGUAAAGGGCUUCCAAACUACUGUGGAAGCUACAUGUGCACACCCAGAGCCCUUGAAAAACAGAAGUAUUUUCACAGUACCUGCCGAAAGCUUUGUAUGCGAUGACUUUCCUAAACCUCAGAUUAUCCUUCAGCCUGAAUCAACAGUGGCAGUGCUUGGCAGAGAUGUCCGCUUUACAUGUUCAGCAGCCAGUAGCAGCAGCUCUGCUAUGACAUUUGCUUGGAAGAAAGAUAAUGAGAUCCUGCAUGAUGCUGAAAUCGAAAACUUUGCACAUGUGCGAGCAAGGGAUGGAGAAGUCAUGGAGUACACAACUAUCCUCCAUCUCAGACAUGUAACUUUUGCAGAUGAGGGGAGAUAUCAGUGCAUCAUAACUAACCACUUUGGCUCUACGUACUCUAACAAGACACGCCUGACUGUCAAUGUGUUACCAUCAUUCAUUAAAACCCCUAGUGAUCUCACCAUUCGAACUGGUGGUAAAGCCAGGUUGGAGUGUGCUGCUGAAGGGCAUCCAGCACCACAGAUUGCUUGGCAGAAAGAUGGAGGAACUGAUUUUCCUGCUGCUCGGGAGCGGCGCAUGCAUAUCAUGCCUGAUGAUGAUGUUCUCUUUAUUACAAAUGUAAAAAUUGAUGAUAUGGGUGUUUACAGCUGUACAGCCCAGAAUUCAGCAGGCACUGUUUCUGCCAACGCAUCUCUGACUGUGUUGGAGACCCCAUCUUUGGUUCACCCUCUGGAAGACCAUACAGCUGCUAUUGGAGAGACUGUGGCACUCCAGUGUAAGGCUACUGGAAGUCCACCUCCUCGUGUAACUUGGCUGAAAGAUGAUGGACCCCUCCAGAUUACAGAGCGGCAUCACUACACUCGUGGUAACCAGCUGUUGAUUAUCCAAAAUGCAGUGUUAGAAGAUUCUGGAAAGUAUACCUGUGAGAUGUCAAAUACUCUUGGAACUAAACGGGCUUAUAGCCACCUCAAAAUCAUGUCAUCCCAAGCUUGUGUUCAGCAGUUCCCAGGAAAAGAUGGGUCCAUGGCUGUGGGGAUCAUAGUGAUUGCAGUUGUGUGCAGUAUAUUGAUUACUUCUUUUGUAUGGGUGUGCAUCAUCUAUCAGACCAGAAAGAAGAGUGAAGAAUACAGUGUAACUAACACAGAUGAGACUGUUGUUCCUCCUGAUGUGCCAAGUUAUCUUUCUUCUCAAGGUACCCUCUCAGACAGACAAGAAACGUGCAUCAGGGCUGAAGGAAGUAGCACACUACAACGAAAUGGUCAUAUAGAAAGCAACGGUGAAUGCAGUAUUAUCCCGGUAGUCUGUACAGAUUGUCAUGAUAAUGCUGUUUUUUACUCGGCAGACAGAGAGUACUUUCCCCAAACAUUCAAGCCUGUGGAUAAGUCAUACGAAAUGCCAAUGGAUAACAAACCAGUGAAAGAAGGCAGCAAUAAUUUUACUAGCUCUACCACUAUGUGUAAUGGGACUCCAGUAGUUCCAAAAGGGAACAGAAAAUUUGCAUCGUUUCCUAGUAACCACGACAGGAUAGCAUCAUCACAUACAUGCAUUUCGUCAGCAGGACUUGGUAAUACAAAAGAUCCUCCUGCUCAGACUUCGGAGCCACCCCCUACUAAUUUGCACCCUUCCUCAUUAGAUGACUUGAAUCAUCAGCCUAGUGUACUGUGUGGAAAUCUUCAGACUUUGUUAGACAGCCAGAAUGAGGUCAAACAAACUCUUCUUUCAAAUGGGCACUUAAUCAAAUCACUAGACUCAAAUAGUGAGUGCACACCAUUGAGAAGAACAAGUGACUGAGCAGAAAAUAAUGUGUGCAAAGUAACAUUACGUUUGUGUAUAUAUCUUGCACUAAACAAUGCUUUUUUUGAGACUACCUCAGUUUUUUAAAAAAAAACACCUCUCAACAGAAGAACUAAGUCUUUGAGGAUACAGCUUGUGUGGGAAAAGUCCUGUCCGAGCGUUAUAAAUCUGUAUAUAGUUUAAACUUCUAUGGAGAAGUAUUGGUAGUUCAACACUUGACCUACAUUUAAGGCACGCAAAUGUAGGAGUUACUGUACAGAGAUGUUUUAUUUGAUACAGUUGUAUAUAAGAGUUUUAUAUAUAAAUAUAUAAAUGUAUCUUUUACAGAGAGUAUUUUAAUCUUUAUUUAGUGCAUGAGCAACAGAGUGAAAUUUUGAGGGUUUUGUUUUUCAGAAUAUCCUUUUACAUAAAUAGUUUGCUUCCCUUCCCCAACUUUUAAUGGGGAGAAAUCUUUGUGGUGCCUUAAAGUGCAGAUAGAACUUAAAAGUGACUUCCAUUGUAUUAUUUAAAGAAAGAAAUAUUUUUGAGAAGCACUGGAAUGGGCUGAAUGCUAUAGUUGUUGAAUGUUUACAGAGAGGCUGAAACAAAUUUCCAAGAGUCCUGCAAGAAACGGAUACCAACAAACUGAAAAUUUAUAUCACCAGAAAUAGUUCCAAGAACUUAACCAAUUCAUAACUGGAUUGCCCACACCCACAGUGCAUUUAGAAAACAUAAUCAACAUAAGUAUGACACUUGGAGCAUGAUGACAGAUUGUGCAGAUGGUGCAUUUGCUAGCUAAUGGGUGUUUUAGGCGGCAGGUAUAGCCCCAUGUCAGUCGGUGAAUGAGAAUGGGUGAGGGUUUAGAGUUAGAAAAGCUGGUGAAAUCAUUUCUUUGGUAGCCAACUAGGAAUGGUCUGGAACUGAGUGUAGACAGAAAGUUGCAGUUAAUAAAUCUGGCAAUGUGCCACAAUAGCUAAAGAUUGCAGGGAAACAUUCCUCUUUUCCCCAAAAUAUAAAUUGCACUUAAAAUGAAAAUGUUGGCAUAGUAUGUAUGCUAUUUGAUGGUAAAAUUAUAAGUGACUGUUUUCAGAAUUUUUUUGACAAAACGUUUUGAUGAGGGUGAGUAAUUAAAGAUGGAGAUAUUUGCUUACUUCCAGAUUUCAGGACAUCCAGAAAAAAAAAAACAUUUCUUAAUGAAGCUUAUUUCAUUAGAAAUUUGUUGAAACUACCUGUUGACUGUUUUUUUAUUUGAGUCCCGAAGUUAUUCUUGAAUUAAAAAAAAAAAAAACAA